GCGAGGCGGCGGGACUCAAAACUUGUAACGGCCGCGCGCGCGCCGCGCAGGGGAGAGAAAAGCGGCGGCGGGAGGCGAGAGCGAGGCGGCGGGCUGAAAUUUGAAGAAAUAAAGUCGACAAUCCAUGGAAUUCUUGUUCCUCCUUCCGUUAUUUAAAAAACUAUACCUAAACAUGCACAUUUUAAUGACUUUGCAGUAGGAGCACAACACAUUGUUGUCAACAUUGGCAAGAUGAUUGCUACACCUUUAAAAAAUACAAGGAUUUCAAAAUCUCACAUUUCUUCUAGCAGACGAGGAGAUAUGCCUUUGCAGGCAAUCUUACUGAGUAACAUACCGUCAGGUACUAUUACUCCUUUAAAAGAUUUGGUGAAAUUUCAAAAUGCUGGUCUGACUACUUCUGCAACAAAAGAAGCUGUGCUCCCUUCAGUUUUACGUGACUUCAAGGAAAACCAUGCAAGAGGGGCAGGAACUUCCAAGAAAAGGGAAGGUAUUUUUCAGUCCACAUUAAUAACAGGUGGCACGUAUGUUAAAGAAUUUCUUGACCUCAGUGAAAUAAGGCCAGAUUCUGACACUGUAGCAGUACAAGUUGCAUCUUGCCAGCAGCAACAGAUCUUGCCACUAAAAGACAAAAAUUUACUGAAACGCAAAGCUUGUGAUCCUUUAACUCAUGAAUCUCCAGCAAAAAUCUUCCAAAGAAUGAAAACCAAGGCAUCCCAUGAAAAACAGCAUCAAAUGCCAUCCACGGGAACAUUGUUAGGGACAAAUUACAACAGUGAUUUGAUCCUGACUCCUGCUACAAAACUUGUCCAUCAGGGAACACAGGAUAAAAAAUCCAGUGAUGAAGAAAACCAGCAAAAAGCUGGCAAGGUACCUGAUAGACAGAUCCAGCCAGGGAAAGGUUUGUUGCAUUAUAUUUCCAAGAUGCCUGGUUAUAUUACAUCUCCAGUAAAACACAAGGAUGAUGGUGGUAUCUGUCUGAUCUGUAUCACUGUAAUACAGUGAUUGUGUGAAUGGAGGGAUGGAUCAAGCUUCAGGGAGCAACCAGUACACACAGUCAUGGAUUUCUAUUCCAUCAGCACUGCAUUGCACCAAGAUAGUGCGAAACAAAAAUGUGGAUUCCCUCACUGUGGACACUCUGGUUUCAGAAUCUCCUCAAAAGUUCUUCUUGCGCAUGAAACAGAAAGUGCAGAAGCAGCAAAAAGAUCCUGCAUUGUCAAACCAAAUCAAGCAAAGCAUUUCUUCAACAAUCGUGAACAAGCCGUUAAUCAAAUCUGAUUUUGCCAAACAAGUCAGUAACUUUAAUGGAGAAUGUACAGUUAACAAUACCAGCAACAGUCAGGAUGAUGUUUUUCUUGUGGAGCCGAUUGAUGCUGAUGAUGAAAUGUCUCAAAAUACCAUGAUUGAUACUGUGAACGCAAACUCCGACCCUUCUAAAACUGGGGUUCAGUUAGCAGAAAGGUAUGGCAGUGGAGAAACAAUAUAUGCCAGUCCUCAUCGAGAAGGAAGACUAUUACAAGAGAGCACCUGGAAAACAUCUCAAGGAGUAGAGAAGAAAUCAGAGACUGACCCUCAGAGACCCACACAGUGCUUCUGUAGUAUUAUGUUUUCUUCUCCAAAGGUCCACAUACCAAGAAAACAAAAACCAAAAGAAGGAGAUUGUAAGGCCCCCUCAAGCACAUCUCACAUAGAUAAAAAUGAUGGCAAUGCAAAUAAACAGUCAAAAAUCUGUCUAAGUGAGUGGAGGAUUAAGGUUAUCAACAACAAUACUGCUGUGUGUGUAGAAGGAAAACGGAGAGAUAUGAAAGAACUGUACUGGCAUAGUAAUGCAAUUGUGGAACGCAUGGCAUCGAAUCAAGUUAAAACAAUAUCUGGCCGUAUUUACUUGUUACAAGGAAAUAUAAACUCUGUUUCCAUGAGAAAAGAAGGAUUUCCAUACAAAUUCAUCAAGAAGUUUACAUUUGGAUUUCCAAAACAAUGGAAACAAUAUGUUGAGAAUUUUCUUGGGGAACUAAAGAGGAAAGAACAAGAUACUGAUGGGGCUGGCAAUGAAAAAAUCAGUUCUGUGGAAGUGGAUAUGUUGGAAGAAGAGGAGGUAACAGGAGACUUACAAAAACAAUCUAGAACACAAAACACCAGUUAUGAAGUAGCACUGAAUGAUAACAGAUAUAUGACACCCAAACGCAAUUCUGUGCAAAAAGAUCCAGAUGCAAGUUACAGCCGUAGUGGUCGGCGCAUUAAACCGCCAUUGCAUUACUGGUGUGGACAACGAGAGUUUGUUGAUCGUAAACUAAAUGUUACUAUAGAAGAGGGUGGAAAAAACUACUUGAGUAUUGUAUGUAGUAGUAGUAAACAAGCCAAAAAGAAAACCAUUUCCAGCUCUCCAAAGAACAACAGAGAGGAUACAACAGAGACAAGUGAAGGAAAAACUAAAAGCCAAUCUAAAGGAAAAAUCUAUGAGAAGAGAGCAAAUUUCAAAAAAGAAAUUGGGUCCAGUGACAAAAGAGACCCUAGACGUUUUAUUUCAGAUCCUGAUGAAAGUGACACUGAAGCUGAACUUAAUAAUAUUGAUAAAAGGACUGUUGUGUUGACGCCCUUGAAGCAUAAAAAGCUGUAUCAAAAUAACCUAACAUAUAAUAGCCAGACUGCAGAAAAAAAUGCAGAGCAAAAUAUUUCAAAAUAUGGAAUUGAGACCAGAAAUUGCAAAACAAACUCAAGGAGAGAGCUAAAGACUUGCAAGUAUUCUCUAAGGUCACUGAAACAGUUUUGCCAAGACAAACUGUCUACAGAAGAAUCCUCAAGCAAGGAUGAGGAAGACUCUAAUGAAGAUAUCCCUCUGUCUAUCAAAAGGAAAACAAAACCCUCUUUGGAAAGAGAGAUUCAUAAUUAUAAAUCUUCCUCUGAUGCUAAGAGUUCACAGAGCGAUACAAAGAAAAAAUCCUCGGAGCAAAGAAAAAUAGAAAAUUCUGCAGCCACUUCCUCUCACAACAGACAGUUAAGGAUAGAGCUGUCUGACCAGAAGAAACAAUCAGAAGUGGAACCUAAAGCGAAGGCUCCUGCUGGUGGGUCCAGCAGUGCCCCUUUGAUUGAUAGCACACGAAACACAAGAAAAGCGAGUAUUAACCCUCCAACAUAUGUGUUUGAGUCAGAAACCGAGACAGAAGACUGGGAUAGAGAAUUUCAAAGAAAAGAAAAGAAAUCAAAAGUAUCUGCCAAAAAACCUGAUUGCAAGAUUACCAACAGUACAAAGUCUUCAGCGGUGAAGUCAAAGGAAUCUGACAAGAGAGAGGUGCAGAAUUUCUUGGAGUCUUUUCCAGGUGCAACUGAAGACUGGACUGAGAGAGAACUACAGAAACUACACAGGGCUGUUGCUUCUUUUCCAAAACACAAGAAUGGCUUUUGGUUGGAUGUAGCAAUGGCUUUGGGUACUCGAUCUGCGGAAGAAUGCCAGCAGAAAUAUAUGGAAGAGCAUCAGACAAAAGGUUCCAAAAAGCAUGCCACAAAGACUGUGUUAGAUAAAAAAGGACAAAAAGAUUCAGAUAAGAAACAACCGGUAAUGAUAACUGCUAAGGUGGGAACGUUUAAAAGGAAACAACAGAUGAGGGACUUCCUGGAGCAUUUGCCAAAGGAUGACCACGAUGAUAUUUUCACUGCAACACCGCUACAGAAUAGAAGAGUAAAGCUCCCAACAUUUCGGGAAAGCCAAGAUGAUGAUGUCUUCCAGCUUAUGGACAGCAAUCCAAUCACACCUUCCUCAGCUGUCUUCCCCUUGGUAAAAACCCCUCAGUGUGAUCAUAUUAGCCCUGGCAUGCUGGGAUCUAUCAACAGGCAUGACUAUGAUAAGUAUGUGUUUAGAAUGCAAAAGAACACACAAGGCAAGAAGGGUACCUGGGGCAACAUCAAGAAGAAAUCGGCUCGAACUGUGUUUACCACUCCAGCCACUGGAAGAACCACCACAUUUGCCUUUGAUCAAGGUGCAGUGAAUGACUCUGUUAUAGGGAAGCUGUUCGUAGGUGAAGCAGCAGAGCGGUCUGAUGAAGAAGAGCAAGAAGAUUCCUAUUUUUCUACUUAACCAAGUCCAUGGUUGUAAAUAGUUUAACAUUUACUGUAACUCUCGUACUGAAUUAAAGGGCAAAAUAUUCCAAGGGGCUUCAGCCACCCCUUUCAACUUGUGCUCCCAUACUUGGCCUUCACACACUAAUAUUUGGCCUGUAGUGUUUUAAGGUGUCCAAUUAUGUUCGUCUUGUUUCAUUCAUGCCUGUUGAGGAGAUUAAUAAUGCUUGAUCUUCUGUGUAAAUUGAAACACUCUGUCCCAAUUCAAGGUGUACCUUUCACUUCACUUCCUCUUCUGGGGAAAAUUUAUAAAAUACCAAUUAGUGUCAAAAGUUGUUUUUCCUUAAGGUAAAAAUGAUGUUUUAAAAAUGGUAGUGUAAUAAAUCUCCAAUAGGGUUUGUAAUGAAAUGGCCUUUUAAUUUCCUAUAUUGAGACCACCUGUAUUUUUAUUAAAUAACUCUUCUCAAUGCUUUUCA
Molecule: messenger RNA, 4526 nt
Organism: Chelonia mydas (Green sea turtle)
Lineage: Eukaryota; Metazoa; Chordata; Testudines; Cheloniidae
Gene: MIS18BP1
Product: MIS18 binding protein 1
Exons: 17
Coding region: 1019-4069 (1016 amino acids)
Source: RefSeq, a predicted model, not a curated record